AUGUGCCUUUCGAAGAUCCCCUUCUUAGUUGCGGGUACGAUAGGGGCGUAUAUCACCCUAACGCCACCACAUCCCCAGGCGUCUCCAACGGAAUAUCCCAGGAACGUGACUGCGUACGAGCGCAUAUUAUUCUCAUCGGCAGCUCGAUUCUGUGCAGGUAACCUCAAGCUCCUCUCCGGCGUUGGGGGACUGCUCGAAAUAUGCGUUAUUUUGGCGAGCAGGUGGCCCACUCACCCGCUCUCGCGCAAGGUCUUGGAAGCCUUAGUGCCCGGCUCGCUCUACCGCACGAACAAGAUCGGGUACUCGGCUGCAUUCCUACUCGGCUGCAGCAUUGCUGUCAUAGCGGGAUUCGUCCGCUACAAGUGCUAUCGCGAACUCGAACGCCUCUACACAUUCGAACUCACGAUCCAGCAGGACCAUCGGCUCGUUACGACUGGACUAUACGCAUAUGUGCGCUACCUAAGCUACACGAGCGGCAUUGCGUGCUCUGUUGGCCUAGGUGUCUGCUUGGCUAGUUCUGGCUCGUGGUUGAAGGAGUGCGGAGUGUUGGAUACGUUCGCCGGAAAGUUCGCGGCGUGGCUGUAUGUGGGGUACACCUUGUGGGGAACGGUGGCAUUCGUGAUUCGUGCUCCCUUAGAGGACGCAUUGAUGAAGGAACAGUUUGGAGAAGAAUGGAACAAGUGGGCACAGAGAGUUCCAUACAGGCUGAUACCGUAUGUUUUCUAA
This is a messenger RNA of Postia placenta MAD-698-R-SB12, 726 nucleotides long. RefSeq lists its product as hypothetical. Lineage: Eukaryota; Fungi; Basidiomycota; Agaricomycetes; Polyporales; Adustoporiaceae. Gene Ontology annotation, biological process: sterol biosynthetic process. Bases 1 to 726 code for a protein of 241 amino acids. The record is from RefSeq and is a predicted model, not a curated record. The transcript has 2 exons. Gene Ontology annotation, cellular component: membrane. Gene Ontology annotation, molecular function: oxidoreductase activity, acting on the CH-CH group of donors, NAD or NADP as acceptor.